CUCUCUUAUUCGCCGACCUUGAUAACGCGGUGGUUGUCGUUGUCCUUGUUUUGCGACCUCCGUGAAGUUCUUCUUAGCCGUCGUAUUUGUUUUAGGGUUUCUAUCUUCUUCGAUGGCUGCCAAUUCGCACGGAGGUGGUUCCUCUUAUGGCCAUGCUGGCCCUUAUCGUUCAAGAGAAGGGCUCACCACCAGAUCAGUUAGUGGUUCGAAUGAGAUCCAAUUGCGUAUUGAUCCGAUGGAAUUGGAUGAUGAGAUCAGCGGUCUUCGUGGUCAAGUUAGAAAAUUGAGAAAUGUUGCCGAGGAGAUCGGGACAGAAGUCAAGUACCAGAAAGAUUUUCUGGAACAGCUGCAAAUAACAGUGAUGAAGGCCCAGGCUGGGGUGAAGAAUAAUUUAAGAAGAUUGAACAAGAGCAUAAUCCAAAAUGGUUCAAACCAUAUUGUUCAUGUGAUUGUCUUUGCAUUAGUCUGUUUCUAUGUAGUGUACCUUUGGUCCAAAAUGUCCAGAAAAUGAGGAGCGAGAUCUGAGGGUGGUUUGGCUGUCUGGUCUUGUGGAGGAAUACUUGACUUCAGACCUUCGGACCACGAGACCACCCUCACGAUGCCUGAUUCUGUUGUAAAGAGUAGUUCUACAAUCCUUACAGAGUUCAUAACUAAAUGUUUACCUUACUAUUGUAGCCCCCACGUUUGAUGAGGUUGAUUGAUUUCCUGUGCAUUGGUUGUGUGAAAACAGAAGUUCUUUUUUA
Molecule: messenger RNA, 743 nt
Organism: Prosopis cineraria
Lineage: Eukaryota; Viridiplantae; Streptophyta; Magnoliopsida; Fabales; Fabaceae
Product: bet1-like protein At4g14600
Exons: 4
Coding region: 113-511 (132 amino acids)
Source: RefSeq, a predicted model, not a curated record